AUGGCAAAAGAAGACCAAUUCAUGAUGUUUCUUGCAAAAUGUGUGCUUUUAGUUAGCAUUAUUGGAAAAUAUUUAGGGAUUGGACCAAAAGAAAGAGUGUACCGCUCAAUUUUAACUAGAGCAGAUUUUAUUAAAGAUUUGAUUGAAGGACAUUUCCGUGGAUGCUAUGACCUACUACGUAUGAAUGUUGGAUGUUUCUUACAACUUGCAGAUGAGAUGAAAACAAGAGGUCUAUUAACUGAUUCAAGAACGAUCAAAGUUGAGGAACAAAUGGCCAUAUUUGUGUUUACAUUAGCUCAUAAUGAAAGGAAUAUAGUCGUACAAAAUCGUUUUCAGCAUUCAGGAGAAACCAUUAGCCGUUAUUUUAACAAGUGUUUGAAAGCUUGUCUACGACUAGGAAAAUACUAUGUCAAGCAAGCAGGAAAAGGUGUCCCGCAAGAGAUAUCGUCUAAUCCACUUUUCUAUCCUUGGUUCAAGGAUUGUAUUGGAGCUAUCGAUGGAACUCAUAUUCCUGCAUUUGUUUCUAUGGAAGAUCAACCAAGAUAUAGAAAUCGUAAAGGAGUUCUUUCUCAAAAUAUCCUUGCUGUGGUAGAUUUUGAUAUGAAUUUUCAAUACGUGCUUGCUGGUUGGGAAGGCUCUGCUUCAGAUUCUAGAGUAUUAAGAAAUGCCUUGAGAAAAUACUAUAUAGUUGAUGCAGGCUAUGCAAAUACAAAGGGAUUUUUAGCACCUUAUCGUGCAGUAAGAUAUCAUUUGAGGGAAUGGAGCCAAACACAAGCUCCACAAAAUGCUCGCGAGCUUUUUAACUUAAGACAUUCAAAACUUCGAAAUGUGGUGGAGAGGACAUUUGCUGUUUUAAAAAAAAGAUUUCCUAUAUUGACUCCUCCUCCUCCUUAUAGUAUCAAAAAACAAGGCUGGAUUGUGCUAGCAUGUUGUAUACUUCACAAUUUUAUUCGCAAGUGGAACUGGGAAGAUGCAUAUUUUGAAGNGUGGAACUGGGAAGAUGCAUAUUUUGAAGAGCACAUGGAAGAGGAAAUAGAAGAUUCCCAUAAUUUGGAUGAUAUUGAUUCAGAUUCAGAUGAUGAAGAACUUGGAUGA
Molecule: messenger RNA, 1095 nt
Organism: Nicotiana attenuata
Lineage: Eukaryota; Viridiplantae; Streptophyta; Magnoliopsida; Solanales; Solanaceae
Product: putative nuclease HARBI1
Exons: 4
Coding region: 1-1095 (364 amino acids)
Source: RefSeq, a predicted model, not a curated record